ACGCUGUCCUCCCGGCCGCCAUAUUGGACAGGAGCAAAACAAUCACACAGCCGCUGCGAUUUUAGCUCCUGGCUGAAGAUCCCCAAAAUGUCAGGGUUCUUUGAGGUAGAGGCGGAGGAGAGUGAGGAGGAGGAGGAGGAGUAUGAUGAGGAUGAGAAGAAGAAGCUGAAGAUGAUGAAGAAGAAGUCACACAUCCAAGACUCAUCGGAGGAGGAGGACGAGGAUGAGGAAGAUGAGGAGAACAAUGACUUCAUCAAUGACAAUGAGGAGGAUGAGGAGGAGGAGGAAGGUGGCUCCGACAGCGAGGUGGAGGGGAAGAAGAGGAAGAGGAGGGAUGAUGAUGAUGAUGAUUUGGAGGCUGACAAUUUGGAUGAGGAUGACUUGGAUUUGAUUGAGGAGAAUAUUGGUGUCAAGCUCGAUAGGAAGAAAAAGUUCAAGCGUCUCAAGAGGAUCCAGGAUGACGACUCUGACGCAGACAACGAGGACAUCCAGGAUCGCAUCAGGAAUGAGAUCUUUGAGCAUUCUGGCGACGAGGAUGAAGAUGGAGCGUCCCAGGCCCACCCACCUCAGCAGCCAGAGACUUACCCAUCAGACGAGGAGGAAGAGGGAGAAUAUGAUGACGAGAUCUUCAUCGUGGACGAGGAGGGCAAGCCUGCCCGCCAGAAGAAGAAGCCAGUGUUUGAUGACGAGGGCCUGGAAGCUGCUAGGGACAUUUUUGGUUGUGACUUUGACUACGGAGAGUUUGAGCAGUAUGAAGAUUGGGAGGAGGAGGAAGACGAUGAUGAGGGUGAAGAUGAUGAGUAUGAGGAAGAGGAGGAUGGAGAGGCAAGGGAGCGCAGGCGAAGCAGGAAGGAACGAAGGAAGCAAGUCAAGAAGUCAAUCUAUGAGGUGUUUGAGCCGAGUGAGCUGGAGCGUGGCCAUCUCACAGACCAGGAUCACGAGAUAAGGAAGCUGGACAUGCCUGAGAGGUUCCAGCUGCGGCAGAUUCCAGUCACCAGGACGAGAGGCGAGGCUGACGACCGCACCACUGACAAGGAGCUGGAUCAGGAGGCAAAGUGGAUAUAUCACCACGCUUUCUUCCGCCCGUUCAUAUCCAACCAGGAGGGUCGUGAGGAGGCAAGGAUGAGGUCUCGGCGUGACAUCAACAUGAUACAGAAGAUCUACAACGCGCUGGACCUGAUGAGGAACUCCACAUGUGAAGUGCCCUUCAUUGCAUUCUACAGGAAGGAGGAGGUGCAGCCUGAGCUCAACAUCCAUGACCUGUGGAAGGUGUACCAGUGGGAUGAAAAGUGGUGUCAGUUGAAGAACCGGAAGGAGAACUUACGCACAAGGUUCCAGAUGAUGGCGGAGUACCAGGGCGACCUCAUCAUGAAGGACCUGGACGCCCCGCUGCCAGAGAACAUGCGCAUGCUCAAGGAGGAGGACAUGGAGAGAAUUGAGGAGAUAGAGACAUCGGAACAGUUCAAUGACUACUACAAGCAAUUCCUCCUGUACUACGGCAAGGACCAGCCGGCCAUGAGGGACCACAUGAAGGCGCGCCGCAGGGAACGCAGACCCACCACUAGAAUUGUAAAGGUAAUGCGGAAAGUAAGGAGAAAGAAAAAGAAGAAGAAGAACAUGAUUAUUGAAGAUGACGAUGAGGAGGAAGAGGCAGAGAAGAACAAAGAAGGGGAGAAGGACAAGGAGAUGGAGACGGAGAAGAACGGGGAAGAGGGAGAGCAAAACAAAACCACGGAAGGAGAGGACGGUGAAAUAACAGGCGAGAAAACGACUGACGAAAAUGGCGAAGAGAUAGAAAAGGAGAAGGAGAAGGAGAAGGAGAAGGAGAAGGAGAAAGAAGAUGGGGAGGAUGAUGACGAUGAUGAAGAUGAAGAAGAAGAAGUGGAGACAGAGGUUGAGGAAGAGGUAGAGGAAGAGCAGCCUGAACCAGAGGAAGAUACAGAGGCACUGAAGAAGGCUGUUAGGAGGCAUGAAUACGAGUUACUCAGAAGAGCUGGCAUUGAGUCACUCACCAAGAAGUUUGGCUUGACACCUGAACAAUUUGGUGAGAACCUGCGGGACAGUUACCAGCGGUUUGACGUGGAACAGUGUCAGGAGGACCCCAUGAAGGAGGCUGAGGAGUUCCUAUCAAAGAUGUGCAGCACCCCGGAGCGAGUGCUGGAGGCGGCAGUGCGGAUGGUGGGGUGGCAGCUGGCAUGCGACCCCCUUGUUCGCCGCACCAUCCGAGAGGCAUAUUUUGAGCGUGCCAGGAUCAGUAGCCGACCCACAACACAGGGCCUGAAGAUCAUUGACGAGCACCAUCCCCUUUAUGCUGUGAAAUACCUCAAGGACAAGCCGGUGACAGACCUCCAGGGCGACCAGUUCCUGCGGCUCAAGUGUGGCGUGGAGGACAAGCUCAUGACUAUCAGCCUCAGCGACAUUAUGGAUGGCAACACCACCGUCAACUUCCUGGACGAGGCCAAGCAGCUCUACUACCGGGACGAGUUCUCCCAAGUGGUGCAGGACUGGAAUGACCUGCGAGGCCGCGCCGUGACCUUUGCCUACAAGCGGGUUGUGGAGGACCUGAAGAGGGAGCUGACCCAGCGCCUGUUGCAGGAGGCCCGUGACCACGUGACGGAGCAGUGCUGCAGCAAACUGUACAACUGGAUCAAGAUUGCGCCGUACGACCCUGGAGACUUCACCGAUGAGGACGCCGAUGACUGGGACACCUCUAAGGGCUUCAGGGUGUUCUCCAUUGCCUUCGUGCCAGACCUGUCCCAGGCCGCCUUUGGGUGCUGCAUUGACAUAGACGGUGACUGCUGCGAGUACAUCCGCCUGGCCCACCUACUAAAGCGCCGCAACGCGUACAAUGAGCGGGAUGCCAUGGCCAAAGACAGUGACAUCCGCCGCAUGCAAGACUUCAUCCUGCGCCGCAAGCCGCAUGUCAUAGCCGUCAGCGGGGAGUCCCGGGACGCCCUCAUGGUGAAGGAGGACCUCAUACAGAUUGUGAAGGAUCUGGAGGAGCAGGAGCAGUUCCCCAAGAUCAGCGUAGAGAUCAUCGAGAACAAUCUGGCUGACGUGUACUCCAUGUCCAAGAAGGGAGAGGCAGACUUCCUGGAUUACCCACCACUCCUGCGCCAGGCCAUCUCCAUUGGCCGCCGCGUGCAGGACCCCCUCAUUGAGUUCUCUCAGCUGUGCAAUCCUGAUGAAGAACUCCUCAAUAUCAAGUUCCAUCCCCUGCAGGACCAACUCAACACUGCAGAGCUGCUCAAUGCUCUCUACACUGAGUUUGUCAACAGAACCAAUGAGGUGGGAGUGGACCUGAACCGUGCUGUGGCUUACCCUUACACCCAGAACCUUGUACAGUUUGUGUGUGGGCUGGGUCCCCGAAAGGCCAACCUCCUCAUCAAGAACAUGAAGCAGAACAACCAGCGGCUGGAGAACAGGAACCAGCUGGUGGUGAGCUUCCACAUGGGGCCCAAGGUGUUCAUCAACUGUGCCGGCUUCAUCAAGAUUGACACCAAUGCUCUGGGUGACAGUGAUAACUACAUUGAGGUCUUGGACUCCACCAGGAUCCACCCUGAAGCCUAUGACUGGGCAAGGAAAAUGGCUGUGGAUGCCUUAGAAUAUGAGGAGGAGGAGGGGAAGCCAGCAGAGGCACUGGAGGAAAUCCUUGAGACCCCAGAGAGGCUGAGUGAAUUGGAUCUGGAAGCCUUUGCCACUGAGCUGCAGAAUCAAGGCUUUGGCAAGAAGAACACCACCCUGUAUGACAUCAGGCAUGAGCUCAACCAUAGGUAUAAAGACUUCCGGCUGCCGUUCAGGUCCCCGACUCCAGAGGAAGUCUUCAAUAUGCUCACCAAGGAAUCCCCAGAAACAUUCUAUGUCGGAAAGCUUGUACAAGUCUCGGUGUCCAACUUCAUUCACCGGAAGCCCCGUGGCGACCAGCUGGACAAUGCUAAUCCAGUUCGUAAUGAGGACACUGGACUGUGGCAGUGUCCCUUCUGUCUGAAGAAUGACUUCCCUGAGUUGAGUGAAGUGUGGAAUCACUUUGAUGCUGGGGACUGCCCUGGCCAGGCCAUUGGUAUUAGAGUGCGUCUUGAUAACGGCAUAUCUGGGUUUAUCAGCAUAAAGAACCUGUCAGACAAAACAGUGACAAACCCGGCCGAGAGAGUGAGGAGGGAUGGCCUCGUGUUGUGUCGCAUCAUGAAGAUUGACCCGGAGAAGUUCUCUGUCGAGUUAACAUCAAGAACUUCUGAUCUCCAGGAUAGAGAUACCAAGUGGAAGCCUCCAAAGGAUGCUUACUAUGACCAUGAGGCAGAGGAGAAAGACCUUAACCUAGAUAGGAAGAAGAAGGACAAAAAGAAGACCCAAUACCAGAAGCGUGUCAUUGCUCAUCCUUCCUUCAGGAACAUAGACUACAAUGAAGCUGAGAAGGUGAUGCAGCAGCUAGAGCAGGGUGAGGUCAUCAUCCGGCCCUCCAGCAAAGGCAAUGACCACCUCACAGCGACAUGGAAGGUCACUGACGGCAUCUGUCAGCACAUAGACAUUCAGGAGCAGGACAAGCAGAAUGACUUUUCCCUGGGACAGAAGCUGUGGAUUGGCUCUGAGGAGUUUGAGGAUCUGGAUGAAAUUAUCGCCCGGUACAUCACCCCUAUGGCUGUCAAUGUCCGACAGAUCCUGGAGUACAAGUAUUACAAGGAAUCCAUCGCAGGCAACAAGGAGAAGGCAUCCGAGUUGCUCAAGGAAGAGAAGAAGAAAAACCCAAAGACCAUUCCAUACAUCUUCUCUCCGAGUAAGGAGCUGCCCGGCAAGUUCCUGCUGUCCUACCUGCCACGCACCAAAGUGAUCCACGAGUACGUCACCGUCACACCCGAAGGCUUCAAGUUCCGGCAGCGCAUGCAGCACCCCAACCUGGCCGGCCUCCUAAAGUGGUUCAAACAGAACUUCAGGCGGGCAGUGCCGGGCACCACGCCUGGCAUGAUGUCUACCCGCACACCGUACAUGGGAGGCACCACUCCCAACCUGAUAGGAGUGGACCCCUCCACCAUCCAGAAGGUGGCCCAGAACCUCAACCCACACAUGCUGCACAACCUCUCCCAGGCUGCCACCAACACCCCCUACGGUGCCCACACACCAGGGGCCUUCUCCCAGGGCUACUCCAACUAUGCCAACACUCCCUACACUCCCUCUGGCCAGACACCCUUCAUGACGCCAUAUGCUACCCCCGGCCCCUCCACCACGCCCCGCUAUGGCUCUCAGACACCUGUCUAUGGCAGCACAGGUAACCGCACACCUUCCCACCGGCCCUCUGGCAGCCACCCCUCUCAGACACCUCGCUCCAUCCCCACCGUCAGCACCCGGACAGAACAAAUGGACUGGAAGCUGGCAGCGGCGGCGUGGGUGCAGGCCAAGGGCGGCACCAGCGGCCACAACAGCCACAACAGUGGAAGAAUGACACCACGCCACCACGACAGCGGCCGCAGCACUCCACGCUACUCUGACAACUCCCGGGACUCCCGCUAUUCCGCCAGCCCCAGGUACCACGAGGAUGGGUCACGCCGCACGCCGCGUUAUGAUGACCGCACCCCACGCUCCUACCAUGACUAUGAUAACCCCCGUGCCACCCCUCGCUCAGCCCGCUCCACGCCCAAGACCAUUCACUCUCCUGCCAACAUGAGCAUUGGCGGGGACCAGACACCCCUGUAUGACGAAUGAGGUGACCCCUCCCCUCCCUCCCCAUCACUGUAACAUCUUUCCCCCCUCCUCAUCACCCCCCUCACCCCUCACCUGCCUGGGAGCUGGACUCGUGCAACAAUAAGGUUGGGAUUCCUAAUGUGGUUCUUUUACUGUGUAAAAUAGAACAUAGUUGUCAGUUUUCAAUUCAAUUUAAUUAUUUCUUUUCCUUCUUGUAUGUCCCCAUACUCUUAUAUAUUUUAUAUAUUGUCUUGGUAGCUGUAGAGGUGAUGACAUUUGCAUACAAAUACCCAGAUGGGUGUUCUUUUGCAUUACUAAGCUUGUAAGAGUGACUACCCACAUCACCAGGCUCCUUAGACCAGCUGCUGUGAUCUGAUCAAUACAGGUGACACAUGUGGCUGUUUGUCUUACUCUCACCAUUGGUCAGGCGUUUUCCAGUGAUCCAAGUAUUAUUUAAUUUUUUAUUAUGUAAUAUACGGUGAAACUAA
Molecule: messenger RNA, 6161 nt
Organism: Portunus trituberculatus (swimming crab)
Lineage: Eukaryota; Metazoa; Arthropoda; Malacostraca; Decapoda; Portunidae
Gene: Spt6
Product: transcription elongation factor SPT6-like
Biological process (GO): positive regulation of transcription elongation by RNA polymerase II; transcription elongation-coupled chromatin remodeling; mRNA transcription by RNA polymerase II
Cellular component (GO): transcription elongation factor complex
Molecular function (GO): DNA binding; histone binding; nucleosome binding
Source: RefSeq, a predicted model, not a curated record